Prorocentrum cordatum is the source of this 1774-nucleotide messenger RNA. Lineage: Eukaryota; Dinophyceae; Prorocentrales; Prorocentraceae. The record is from the annotation of a GenBank genome assembly.
CUCCAGCGGCCCGAAGCGGCCGCCCGGCCCGCGGCGCGGCCCCCCUCCCAGCGCGCACGGCCCCAUGCCGCCCGGCGGGGGCGCAAGGCCGCGGGUCCUCCUCGUGCGGUGGCUGGCCGCACUGGCGGUGGCCGCCGCGCUCGGGCGCGGCGAGGACGGCGAGGAGCGCUGCCCCGUGGGAGCGCCGCCCCCCGGCGCGCAUCGCGCGGGCGCGGCGCCACGCUGUGCCGCGGAGGAGAAUGCGCUGCUGCAGGCACCCGCCGCCCGACGCCGAGGCCACCGCGGGCCCGCCGCGGCCUGCCGCCGCGCACCCGCGGCCCGCCUCGGCCCCGGCCCCGGGCGGCGCCGAGGCCCCGCCGCGGCCCGGCGCCGCCCGCGGGCGGGCGGAGGCCGAGGCCGCGGCCGCGGCCGGCCCGGCGCGGGCCCGCGGGCGGCGCGGCGCGGCGGCGCGUGCGGCGCGGGCGGCGCCGCGGCUCGCGGAGGCGUGGCGGGGCGCACGGGCGGAGCUGCGCGCGGCCGUGCGGGAGUUUGCCCGGGGCCUGGCGGCCGAGGGCCGCGGGACGCGGCGCCUGACCAGCGAGAUGCUGUGCCUCAUGGCCGCCGUGCUCGUCCUGCAGGUCGCCCUGGUGGGCUUUGUCGCCCUGGCGUACUACGACUCUUGCCGCUCCCGCCCAGAGAUUGACCCCGCGCGGCGUGGCGCGGACAUGAGGGAGUGGAGCUCUGGCCUGCUGCUUGGUUGCUGCUCGGAGCCGCGCGUCUUGUUCUGGUCGCUGGCGUGCCCCUGCGUGCGCUGGGCGGACUCCAUGCACACGGUCGGCAUCAUGAGCUUCUGGUGCGCCCUGUGGCUGUCCACGCUUGCCGUCCUGAUGACGGAGCUCACCUUCGGCAUCUUCGGGGUGGCCGUCAUUGCGGGCCUGUUCUACUUCCGCCAGAGGCUGCGCAGGAGGUUCAAGAUGGAGAGCUCCGCCAGCACCUACGCGGCCGACUGCCUCGCCCUGUGCUGCUGUCUGCCCUGCGCUCUCGCGCAGGACGCGCGCCACGUGGAGGAGGGCUGCCUGGUGGGGGACCCGGCCAUCGCCCUGCACCUGGAGUUCUUGGACGGGUGAGAGUGCGGCCCGCCGGCCCUCCGGCCUUCGAGUCAACAAACUGAGCUGCACGAAGCAUAGUCCCCCCCCUCGCUACCUCUCCCCUGCGGCAUGCCCGUGCGGCCUCGGCGCGUUGAGGGCGUCGGCAGGCGGGCGCCGGCGCUUCAUGUGGUGUGGAAGAGCCCUGCUUGGAGGUUUUGGGGGGUCGAGAGCGGUCCGCGUGCCCCUGCUCAGAAAAUCAGCGCUCGUUUGGAGCGCUCUGCCUGUCAUCGCUGAGCCGUCGACGCCUACCCGCCACAAGCAGCGGCUGAUGCUGUAUUGAAGCAUCUUCUGACGGCUCGGGGCGAUUUGUUGAAGGACCGCCUGCCCAGGAUCUGACACUCUCCAGCAGCGGAGCACCCGUGUCGCGGGCCGCCGGGGAGCCCCGUCCGGCGCCCGCGCAGCUCCGCCACCUGCGCGACCCCGCAGAGGGAGAGACGGUCGGCGGUCGUGCCACGUGCUGCACUCGCCAUGGCGUUCUUCCUCACGCGCCCGUUGCGCCGCCACCCAGACGUGGCCGAGCACCAACUUUUUGUGCUCGGCGCCUGGUGCACCUCCAGCCUCCUGCGUGGUGCGGCCGGGCUGCACGCCGCCGUGCGCGGGUGGCACACCGCGUCACGCGGGGGCCGCGCAGAGCAGUCGGCGAAGAA